AUGUUGACAAUGACGACAGCAGACUGUUCACGUCGGCCAUUCACCGAACAAACGUGGCUGCGUGUUCCGGGAGUUCUUAGCUGUUCCGCGGCGGAGCGAGCGUGCAAGAAACGUCGUUCAGAUUGGAGGGAUUGGAACGUUCGGCGGGAAUGUAUAUCAGAACAUCGUUCCUCUCAAUCGAACAGAAGCAGUGGCGGCGACAGCAGCAGUAGUGGCAGCAUCAGUACCACGGUAUCUGUUAUCCAUCAAUGCAAUAUUGCAGCUAUCACAACCAGAAAUAAUGGAUGGUACUUGCUCUGA
Gongylonema pulchrum is the source of this 300-nucleotide messenger RNA. NCBI's taxonomy places the organism in Eukaryota, Metazoa, Nematoda, Chromadorea, Rhabditida, Gongylonematidae. The record is from the annotation of a GenBank genome assembly.